AUGCACACUGUGAAAUAUAGUCUUUUACUGUUUCGGUCGUUAGAAGUCCGUAGGCAAGAAACAAGAACAUAGCAUCAAUACAGUUGAAUAAGCUGAUCAUUUUCUUAAAAGUUUAAUAAUUUAAAUAAAUAUGAAACUUUUCUGUUUUUUAACAUCAUUAAUCUUUGUAAACGUUUCAUCAGAUGCACCAGCGGAUUAUAAAAGAAAUAUUGCCAAUACAAACGCAUACGUUAAGCAAGCCUUUGGAAGAAAUAUUGUAGAACCUGGUUCUGUGGAAAGUGUAUUGGAGAAAGUAAUUAAAAACAUUAUUGGAGACGUUAAUACUUAUAGUUUAGAAGCUAUUUUGAAUAUGGUCGCUAUACCGGAUACUCCAUACCUUGGAAACUUCGAGGAGAGUGCAACCAAUCAAACAGUUUUGCGAGAAAUAAUAGAAAAUGAAUACAAUAUUAAAGUUCCUCAAGUUCCAGAAUCACAUUUUAGAAGAUUAACUUUAAACAAACUUGGCGAUCGAAGGAGAGCGCAUACUAGACAAGCUUUAAUAAAUAUAUUCCACAUGGAUGUAGUUGGAUCCGAAGAGCUAUUCACUGAAUUAUGGAUAUGCCGUUUAACAGCGUUGUUCGUGAGUACAAACUUCCCAACGAAAUAUAUAAGACAUAUUGACACUGACACCGAUGAGUGUACGACAUCUGAUGGUUUUGUAAUUGAAACAUACAGAAAAGUUGGAGGCGAAUGGCGCUAUUUCGUCGACAAUAAGGACGUAUCGAGUCUUGAAGCAUUGUUUGUUUAAUGAUACAUUUAAACUAAUUAUUAAUAUAUUAAAAUAAUUUAGAUAAUUUACACCGGAAUUCAACUAUGUAACUCUUCUACACUGAUAUAGUACUAUUUUAGUUUUAUUUAAAUAAUAUUUACAUUAUGCGCUAAUAUACAAGUUGUUAUGUCACUAUUUAUUGU
Messenger RNA from Adelges cooleyi (spruce gall adelgid), 951 nucleotides. RefSeq lists its product as uncharacterized. The coding region runs from base 131 to 787 and encodes 218 amino acids. NCBI's taxonomy places the organism in Eukaryota, Metazoa, Arthropoda, Insecta, Hemiptera, Adelgidae. The record is from RefSeq and is a predicted model, not a curated record. The transcript is spliced from 11 exons.